UUUUUCUCCCAAAAGCAAAGUUUUUAUUACACUCUACCAUGUAAAGCAGGUAUAAACUUAUUUUGUUAGCUUUGUUAUAUAAAUUCAAAAUUUUAACAAUUUAGUGGUAUAAAGAAUGAAGGUAUUUUAAUUAAUACAAAAAUUGUGUUAAAAUCAAUUUUAGCACCCUCUCUAUAUCCGUGCUUUUGACUGGUUGGAGAGACUUUACUAGGUGUGAUUGUGUAGGUGGAGGUACGACAGGUGUAUGCACUGUAAUGUCCCUUGGUUAAAGUGGGCCCAGAGCUUGUUUGUGGCUUAAGCUCAAAGGAGUUAGAGUUGGGCCAGGAGAGAGCUCGGCAGAGAGGAGGAAUGCUCACUGCUCCUGCAGAGGGCCAAGUUCAGUUCCCAGCACUCACUUCGGGGCUCACAGCCCUGUAACUCCAGCUCCAGGGGGUAGGGGGCUCUGGCUGGUCAGGUCAUCUCCCACUCAUCUUGACCCAUUUGCAAACCUACCUGCCGCUGUCAUCAUGGAACAAGAGGAACUCUUGGGCAGAUGGUGAGGACAGCCAGGUGGAGUAACUUCAGAUCUUGUCAUCUGAUUUCCUUUUCAUUGCCUGUAGGAUUGCUAAACCAAAGCAGAGUUCCAAAGCCAGUACUGCUGAGUGUAGCCUUCCAGCAGUCCUAAGAUGUUACGUGUAAACAGCGAGUGAGUUUAUGUCCAGCCAGACUAGUACUCUGAUGUUAUACAGUGGAUCUUGUAUAGCUCACUUGGUAUGAGUGCUCUGUCUGCAUGUACACCUGCAUGCCAGAAGAGGGCAUUAGAUCACAUCAUAGAUGGUUGUGAGUCUCUGUGGUUGCUGGGAAUGGAACUUACUAGGACCUCUGGAAAAGCACCCAGUGCUCUUAACCUUUGAACCAUCUCUCCAGCCCAUAUAUUAACAUUUUAAAAACAUGAGCUUGGCCAUGGUGGCACAGGCCUUUAGUCCCAGCACUCGGGAAUCAAGGCUGGGCUGGAGUACAAAGCAAGUUCUAGGACAGCCAGGCUAAAUAAGGAGACCCUGAUUUUUAUUUUUUAAAUUUUACUUAUAUGAGUACACUGUAGCUGUCUUCAGACAACCCAGAAAAGAGCAUUGAAUCCCAUUUCAGAUGUUUGCGAGCCACCAUGUGGUUGCUGGGAAUUGAACUCAGGACCUCUGGAAGAGCAGUCAGUGCUCUUAACUGCUGAGCCAUCUCUCCAGCCCCAGGAACCCGUUUUAAGAAAAAGUAUUGGUAUAAGUAUAUGCAUGUUAGCACAGAGGCCAGUGAGAGGGCUCAGAUGCCCUGGAGCUGAAAUUAAAGCAGUCUUCAGCUACCACACAAACUCUGGUGUUUGUGGGUUUUGGGUUUUUUUGUUUGUUUGGUUUGGUUUUAAGAAGUGUUUUGCCUGCAUAUGUGUCUUAUGUAUGUACCAAGUAUCCGAGAUAGCCUGGAACUGAAGUUACAAAGACGGCUUUGAGGUGCUGGGAAUACAAAAGCAGACUGGCUCUUCACCAUCUCUACAGCUCCUGAGCUCUGGUCUCCUGUUUAAACUGCUGAGCUGUGUCACCAGUCCCCGUUUGAGAUUCUAAACAGUUGGGAGAUGGCUCAGCUAGUUAAAGCACCUUCUUGUUCUUUUCUUUUUUCCUAUUCAUUUCUUUAUUGGCAUUGCAUCCCAAUGGCAAACACUUUGAAUGUGAGCCUGACCACCUGCAUCCCAGAUAAGGAGCUGGAUGUUGUGUCUGUUAUUCCAGCACUCCAGAGGGACAUGAGAGGGACAUGGCGGUGGAGACAGAAUCUGCAGCAAGCUUAACAUUCAAGUGGGAUGCUAACCUGCAAAACCCCUCAACAAGGGCUGGAGAGAUGGCUCUGCGGUUAAGAGCACAAACUGUUCUUUCAAAGGUCCUAAGUUCAAAUCCCAGCAACCACAUGGUGGCUCACAACCAUCCAUAAUGAGAUCUGAUGCCCUCUUCUGUUGUGUCUGAAGACAGCUACAGUGUACUUACAUAUAAUAAAUAAAUAAAUUUACUUAAAAAAAAAAAACCUCAACAAGGAAGGGAACACCCCUCAAACAAAGAUGUCCCCUUAUUUCCACACUAUUCAUAUGUGUAUCAACAUUCAGCUAAAUACUUAUAUAUCACCUGAAGUGUCCUCAGACUUUUCUAGAAUACCCUGAGGUCAUUGUUGCCCCUGCAGAGUGGUCUGGACUGGGUUCUGAGCUUAGAGUGUGUCGGGACUAUGCACUGUCUGUCCUGCUAUGUAGGCCCGGAGUACAGGGAGUCAGGCAGUUGUCCUUGGCAACUGAGUAGUCUUGAGGGACAAAAGAGAAAUGUGCAAAUGAGACCACUAAAAGAGAUUUAAGAGAAAAGUUGAGGUUCGCAGGAGAUGAGGUUCCCAGUCGUUGAAGCGACUGACAGCGUCCACUGGUACAUGGAUGGGCUCAAAACCUAUAGAAAAGGCAGAGAAGUGGGGUCUGGCUGUUUAAGGGACAGGGAGGGCUAAGUUAUCUACACCUAGUUCAGAGCCUAAUGUUACAAAGGAGGGAAAUGACUAACAGGAAUUUAGAUCUUGCCUUGAGCCACCUAAACUGGUAAAAACCUGUCCUUUCUCUGUAGCUGGUGGGCAAGACCAGAGGCCAGCGCUGUCCAUGGUAACUAGUUUUUAUGACUGAAAGCUUACAUUCGUUUCAUCCUUUCAUCUUGUUUCCAAACCAAAUCCGAGAGGGCCGGUAUCCCGGUUUGAUUCCUGGUACGGAUGGAGUCGAAGUAACCUGGGUCACCGUCAAGGCGUGCUGGUCAGCAAGUGAUAGGCUCUAGGGCCGGGUCUUCCCGCCAGACCCUUGGUCUGGCUCCCGCCCCUCCGCUCAGGAAGCUCCUCCUCCAGAGGGCUGACGAACCGCCACUUCUACAGCAUCCAAUCAGAUGUAGUUGGAGGCGGGACAAGUUGCCGCUGAUGGCUAAUCAGGUUUGUUAAGGAGGGGCUGCAGGGCCGCUCCGGGGGAGCAGCCCCUCGGCGCGCUCUGCCCUCGGGGUCGCAGCGCCCGGCACUCUCCGCUUCUGCUGAGGCCCAGGAACCCGGCUGGGGCAGCGGCUGGAGCCGUGGGACGGCGCCUGGAGGUUGAACCAUUGACUAGCCUUACCACCUGCCCUGCCAGCACUGAAAUCGGACCAGCGCCUUCAGACCCCAUCCGUCGGGCUUUGUCAUCUGUACCGUCUCACCUGUUCACCUCAACUCUGCCCGCUCAGUAGUCUACCACCCGCCGUCAUUCAACCAUCACAAUUCAACCUAGGCCCUCCUCCUCAUCUCUCUGGGGUCUCCUCCCUGGCACCCUGAAUGUCCCCUACACCUGCCUGGCUCAGCCCCAGGCCUCUCUGUCGUUGCUCCUUUGUUGUCUCUACAGCUGUGUCCUGGUUGCCUUUACAGCUGUCCUUCGGCCUGUAUUCAUCCUUCCACCCCAUCAAUACCAAACCCCAGCCCACACUCCCUCUGCUUCGGACCAGAGACUCUCUCCUCUGCCAGCUCUGCUCUGGCCGUCUAGCCCUCCCCCUCCUCCGCAGCCCGGCCAUCCUGCGGCUCUUUCUGCUGCUCUGGUCUCCUCCCGCCUUCUACAGCCCAGCUAACUGCUCUGUCCUCCGGGGCCCUCGCCUGCUCUCUCUCCUUGCCCUCAGCACACUCUCCUACUUUUCUUCCCCCAGCAGGUUCCCAGGGAGUCAUGGAGCUAAACACCAAGAAGAAGCUUCACGCCCUGUCCCUGGCUGAGAAAAUCCAGGUACUGGAACUCUUGGAUGAGUCCAAGAUGUCCCAGUCAGAGGUGGCCCGGCGCUUCCAGGUCUCGCAGCCCCAGAUCUCACGUAUCUGUAAGAAUAAGGAGAAGCUGUUGGCAGACUGGUGCAGCGGCACAGCCAACCAUGAGCGGAAGCGGAAGCGUGAAUCCAAAUACAGUGGAAUCGAUGAGGCUCUGCUCUGCUGGUACCACAUUGCCCGAGCCAAGGCCUGGGAUGUAACUGGGCCCAUGUUGCUCCACAAGGCCAAGGAACUAGCAGAUAUCAUGGGCCAGGAUUUUGUGCCCAGCAUUGGCUGGCUGGUCCGCUGGAAACGCCGAAACAAUGUGGGCUUUGGAGCUCGCCAAGUCCUUGUCCCUGUGUUCCCUUCUGAACCUCCUCCUGCAGUUCUGCCAUCUCAGGCCCAGCCACCUCUCUCUCUUAAAGACUUCUCACCAGAAGAUGUUUUUGGCUGUGCUGAAGUACCCUUGUCGUAUCGAGCCGUGCCUGGCAGAGUGUUUGAAUGUGAUCGGUUGCAAGUACUGCUGUGUGCCAACAGCAGAGGCACAGAAAAGCGGAGGGUCUUUGUGGGUGGGCUCCAGCCUGCCCCAAGAUGUUUCUUUGGAGUCAACAGUGAGGCACUGCCUGCCUCUUAUCACCCUGACCUAGCCAUUCCCUGGCCAGAGUGGCUGGCACAGUUUGACCAGGACAUGGGACAGCAGGGCCGACAGGUAGCCUUGCUGCUGGCUUCUGGAGUGGUAGAGGAAUGGGCCAGCUUUCCUGGGCUCCACCAUGUGCGACUCCUGCCUCUCUCUGCCUCAAGCACCACUCCUUCCCUGCCUGGCUCUGUGGUUUUGGCCUUUAAGGCCCAUUACCGUCACCGUCUGCUGAGCAAACUGGCUGCCAUGCAGAGUGGGAAAGAGGGCACCUCACUGGCCGAGGCCAGAGCCAGCAUCACAGUUUUGGAUGCUCUGCAUAUGGUGGCCGCAGCUUGGGCCAAGGUACCUCGCCAGCUCAUUUUGAGCAGCUUCAUUCAAGAAGGGCUCGCUCCAGGCAAAACACCACUGUCUCUAGACAAAGACACUGAGAUGUCACCAGUCCCUAGUGGGCUGAGCCAAGAGGAGUUUUCUCACUUUGUGGACCUAGAGGAUGAGGAUCCAGGGCCCAGAGUGUGCAAAGAGGAGACCGGAACUGAAGACAGUGGGAGGGAAGAAGGUGGCUUUGAGCCCCUGCCCACCAAAGCCGAUGCCCUGCGGGCACUGUGCACCUUGAGAAGGUGGCUUGAAUGCAACAGCACCUCUCCAGAACUCUUUGAGAAAUUCUAUGACUGUGAGGUGGAGGUGGAGCAGCUCUGCUGUCUAUGAGGAGGCAUGGCUGCCAGUAAUCUCCCUCUCCUGUUUCCCAUGGAAACGCCUCUCCAGAGGCAGACUGGUUCUUUCCUGUGGAAAUAGUAUGUGGAGGGUGUAGACGGGAAGGAAAUUGGAACGCAGAGUCUAAGGGCAGAGUAAAAGUUGUUCAAGCCUAGUGUUUCUACCGAUGGCGCCUCAAGAGUGGGAAUCUGGGCUAUGUAGCUUCUAGGCCCUGGUGAAACUUCUAGAGCUUUGUGGAGAGUUAGUCUAAAUAGGGUAGAACCUAGAAAGGCGGGUUCCUAACAGUGGCCCCAUUCCUUGACCAAUUCAAGACCAAUUCUGCUUCAGGAAAUAAAGUUUUUAACCACAAA
Molecule: messenger RNA, 5475 nt
Organism: Apodemus sylvaticus (European woodmouse)
Lineage: Eukaryota; Metazoa; Chordata; Mammalia; Rodentia; Muridae
Gene: Tigd3
Product: tigger transposable element derived 3
Exons: 2
Coding region: 3707-5119 (470 amino acids)
Cellular component (GO): nucleus
Molecular function (GO): DNA binding
Source: RefSeq, a predicted model, not a curated record